This is a messenger RNA of Spinacia oleracea (spinach), 830 nucleotides long. RefSeq lists its product as uncharacterized. The transcript has 3 exons. NCBI's taxonomy places the organism in Eukaryota, Viridiplantae, Streptophyta, Magnoliopsida, Caryophyllales, Amaranthaceae. The record is from RefSeq and is a predicted model, not a curated record. The coding region runs from base 218 to 787 and encodes 189 amino acids. Gene Ontology annotation, biological process: ubiquitin-dependent protein catabolic process. Gene Ontology annotation, molecular function: ubiquitin protein ligase activity.
UGAUUAAACAAAAUUAGAAAUGAAGUUUCCGUGGCCAUUUCCUCCCUCUUUCCCUGUAAUUGUACUACUACCUCUCUUUUUAAAUUAAAUAAUACGGAGUAAUUAAUCAAUCCCCAACUCCACCAUUAUUAACACCUCUGGCUUAGUUUUACCUCUGGGUUUGUCUCUCUCUCUCUCUAUAGUCUCUAGUUCUGUAGCAAUAAAAUAAUAUAGAAAAAUGGCAGGGAUGCUACCAGGAGUAGAAGCAGCAAGAAGGAGAAGAGUUCAUCAAAGCAGUAAUACUACUACUAGUUCUUCUUCAUCUCCUUCCUUCAGACGCUCUUCUUUCUCUCUCUUCUCCUCCAAUUCCUCUGCUUCUCUUUUGGGCGAAACGAGGAGCAGGAUGGCAUAUGAAGAAGAUGAGAAUUGGAAGCUGGGAGUUUUAGCUAGAGAAGCCAAGGUUAGACUUGAUCACAAGCUCAGAGCUCCAACUCUUAUUAACCCAACAAGGAAUAACAGUAACAGUGAUCAAUUGAGUGAAAGAUCAGAUGGAGGGUUGAGAAGAGAGGUGUUGGGAAGAAGAAAGAAGAAGAGUUUAUUGGUAAUUAAAAAGUUAGGAUGGAAUUGGAAUUGGAAUUGGAAUUGGAAAUCAGGAGAGCAACAAGAGUGUGCAGUUUGCUUGGAUGAAUUCAAAUUGGGUCAAAAUGUAAUCAAUUUAGCAUGUGCUCAUAGAUUUCAUUCCAAUUGUGUUUUGCCUUGGCUCAACACCAAUGCUCAUUGCCCUUGUUGCAGGCUCUCCAUUUUGUAACCCCCUCUUUUCUUUUAAUUAAUUUGUUUGACGUUAUUCUGGA